This is a messenger RNA of Exophiala spinifera, 1005 nucleotides long. RefSeq lists its product as uncharacterized. The transcript has 2 exons. The coding region runs from base 1 to 1005 and encodes 334 amino acids. Lineage: Eukaryota; Fungi; Ascomycota; Eurotiomycetes; Chaetothyriales; Herpotrichiellaceae. The record is from RefSeq and is a predicted model, not a curated record.
AUGGCCCAACAUCCGCCGCCGCCAGCAGGGCGAAAGGCCUCGACACCAUGGGACAGAUUGAGGCCUGUCAGGCAAGAUCCUCUGGAGAGCAUGGGAUUCGUAUCGAAGGGCGACACCCGCCUCCUCGACACGAAAGCGCAAGAAAGCUUCUACAACAAGAUCGUCGCACGGUAUAUGCAGUUCUGCACGAAUCACUCCAAAGAUCUUGACAAUGCGUUCGCUUCGUUGUCGCUUGAAGACAACAAGUCGGCCUUAUCCGGUGAGGCAAGGCAACCUUCACCCGGCCAUAGUCACAGGCGUGUUGUCUCUGCACGUCCAGAAUCAGAGGCACCCCCAGGCACCCAAGAAGUCAACCCUCCGACGCCGUCGCCGUCAGGAGAACUGUCGACCAUUUUACUGGCAUUGCGUAAAUUGCGAGAAGGACUACUGGCUACCUCGACGUCGGCACCUUCACCCGUAUUCUCACAACGAGUCCAUGUCUUCAACAUCAGGACUGCGAUUCUGGCCUUCCACCCGCCUGGGUACUAUCCAUCGCUAUUGCACCUUCUCUUCGUGUUACACACACCUACGUAUCCACUCCCCAAAUCGGAACUGAUCGAGAUGACCACGUACCUCAUUCUUGACACGGCAAUCCGACAAAAUGAUCUUGGCCAGGCAUUCGCGCUGAGAUACAACAGCAGAGUCAAAUUUGGCUUCAAGAGCAGAGUUGUUGACAGCAUUCUACGGGCCGUCGUGAUGGGAGAUUGGAUCACGUUUUGGCGUGUGCGACAGAAGGUGGAUGGAUACGUCCGGGCCAUCUUGCACUGGCACAUCGAGGCACAGCGCAAGCUGGCAUUGAAGGCCAUCGGGCGGACUUAUCUUGCCUGCGACAUCAAGUACAUCCUGCAGAGUACCGGUGGAGGCGAAGUUAGCUGGGAAGACCUGGUCCAAAUGGAAGAUGUGGGCUGGGAGCGCGAUGGUGACAAGGCUGUGAUUCGCAAGCCCAAGGCGAAGCCACGUGGAUAG